CAUUCUUUCUCUCACCCUCUCUGUCUCUCUCUCUCUCGUUCACGCGCGCUCAUCUCCAUCAUCCUCUCGCUACUGAGAAAAAACCCGCCAGCGCGAAACAGAUGGGAAGGCAUCCGCGGAAUUUGCGACCGUUACCGUGCAGAGAAUAAGCGUCAAAACUUAACGGACACCGACAAGAAGUUCAGUUCGUCCAGAAGACUUCUGGACGGAGAACUUGAGGACAUUCACGUCUAUUUACGACUGUAAAAGGCAGGGUGGGCCAUGCCAUUCGGCUGUUUAAAUCCUGGCGAGAAGAAGGACUACAACAGUCCUACAGAAAUCACAGACAAAUAUGAUCUGGGGCAGAUUGUUAAAUCGGAGGAGUUCUGUGAGAUCUUCAGGGCGAAGGAUAAAAACACUCUGAAAAUGUACACCUGCAAAAAAUUCCUGAAGAAAGAUGGAAGAAAAGUGCGGAAGGCUGCCAAAAAUGAGAUUGUCAUCCUAAAGAUGGUAAAACACCCCAACAUCCUCCAGCUGGUCGAUGUCUACGAGACCCGGAAAGAGUACUACCUCUUCCUUGAGCUAGCCACAGGUCGGGAGGUGUUUGACUGGAUCCUGGAUCAAGGCUAUUAUUCUGAGAGGGACACCAGCAAUGUUAUCAGACAAGUGAUGGAGGCAGUUGCUUACCUGCACAGCCUGAAGAUCGUUCACAGGAACCUAAAGCUUGAGAAUCUGGUGUACUACAACCGACUGAAACAUUCAAAAAUAGUCAUCAGUGAUUUCCAUCUGGCAAAACUGGAGAAUGGACUCAUCAAGGAGCCCUGUGGAACCCCAGAGUAUCUGGCCCCAGAGGUUGUUGGGAGACAGAGAUAUGGCCGACCGGUGGACUGCUGGGCCCUUGGUGUGAUCAUGUACAUACUACUCUCUGGAAAUCCUCCAUUCUACGAUGAAGCAGAUGAUGAUGACUAUGAAAACCAUGACAAGAACCUCUUCCGGAAGAUUCUUGCUGGAGAUUAUGAGUUUGACUCACCAUACUGGGAUGAUAUUUCAGACUCUGCUAAAAACUUAGUCUCACGUCUUAUGGAGGUGGACCAGGACCAGAGAUUGACUGCGCAAGAAGCCAUCAACCAUGAAUGGAUAUCUGGAAAUGCUGCUUCCGACAAGAACAUCAAGGAAAAUGUGUGCGCACAAAUCGAGAAAAACUUUGCAAAAGCUAAGUGGAAGAAAGCCGUACGGGUCACGACCAUGAUGAAGCGCCUCAGGGCACCAGAGCAUCAAACAGCGGCACCAGCAGCAGCAGCAGCUGUACCAGAUGCGGCCAACCCUGCAGCAGGGGCUCAGGAAAACCCUCAGGCUCCGUCAGAGGCCUCCACAGCCCAAUCGAGUACUGCUGAAAGCAACUCUGCGAGCACAGAAGUCCCUGUUGUGGAAGCUGCUAACGCAGAAGCAGUGGCCGCUGCCGCCCCGCCACCAGCUGAACCUGUUCUCCACGUUCCAGCGCCUGAACAGCCCAAUCCCACAUCGCGAUGCAACGGAGAAGCUUUAGACUCCCUGCCACCAGACACAGGGGAGGAACAGAGCGGUUAAUCUCGCUACCUCUCCCACCUGCGUUUAGAUCCCACACACGUGUACAUAAGCAGCAAGCAUGCUAAUACUGAUUCCGCGGCACAUAGCAUUAAUCUCAACACGCUCUUCCACGAGCCAACUUCUAAAGGCCAAUUCACACUGCACCGAGACACGCCGACAGACACUUCAUCUGGUUUUUGUCAAAUCAGUGUGUUACGGAGUUGGUUGGCUCUCAUUUUUGCUGAUUGAACAUGUUGAAUCUGCUUUUGAUGGGUGGUGGAAUGUCUGAGAAGUGACAUACUGUAAUAUGGUGGUUGUCCGCGUUGGUCGCUGUCUGUCGGUGCAGUGUGAAUUGGUCAUAAAACAUUUCCCAGCAAGCAUUCUAUUGUUUUCUAUUGAAUCACAAAGCUGUGUGAUGCAUAUCGAAGUCUCUGGCCACUUUAACUUUACGUAAAAGAAGAAAAAAUCUGUUUUCUGCUUACAUUAAGCCAAGAUUGGAAACUUUAGCAUUGAUCUGCAUAUAUGAUUUAGGAUAGAUUAUCAUUGUAGGCCUCAUUUUAUAGCUACUUUCUUAUUUUAUUGCAUUGCAAUUUGUUGACACCUGUCUUGAACUAGUCAGAGGACCACAGAGACACAGCUUCAUGUGCAAUGUAAAGUUUCUGUACAUAGCUUACUUACUUCUGUAGAUUAGACGUAGCCAAGAACAGCAUGCUUUUUCAAAUCUGCUGUUUAUGACACACAUGUCCAGGUAACUGACACGUUCAGCUUCAGCUUUACAUGGACAUUUCAUGUCUCGAUCGAACACGCACUCAUGAAACGUUAAGAAGAUUUAUAUAAAAAAUACUUCUACAGCAACUAAGGCGGCUAAAUUCAUCUCGUAAUGGUGUUUUAGUGGUUGAGACGUGUGGCCCAAUAAAUGGAGCAGAGUAGGUAACCAUAACUAAUACCUCACAUCUGCUUGGUAGCUAGCCACAUGAACAGUGGAAAAUGUGAUUUGUUCUUAUAAUGUAUUAUAUACUCAUUUGAAUACAUUUUACAUGUUUUGAAUAAUAUACCUUUCUGUUUUUAAAAGAAUACAGCCACACACAGUGAUCUUUGUUUUUAACAGGAUUUUAUUUGAGGCAUAAAUGUACAAGUUACAGUGGCCAUUUUAUGCCUACUUUGAGACCCUUUCAUUGGGCUGAAUAUUUACUCAUAAUCUUUAUGUAUUUUUUCUUGAACCCAGAUCUUUUUUUUUUUUUUUUUUAAUUGCAAGUAUAUAAUAGAUAUUUAGAGCCUGAUGCUAAGGCCUGGUAUUAAGAAGCAUUUUUGCCAAUCCGAUCACAAGUGGACUAUGCUAAAUAAAGGUGUAAACGGGGUCUAAAAGGUUUUGAGCUUGUCCACUUUCGACCACUUCCAGAGGUAGUCAAAAACACAUUCAAACGGUGUAGUUUAGACACUCAUGUGGUUGAAUGCAAUCAAACAACCAAAAAAAAAAAAAAAAGCCUACUCUCCACCUACUGACCUAGCACGUAUGGGAAACGCUCUAGCCAGAUAGGAUUUAAACUUUGUCGACUGAAUUCAAAUGUUUCUAACACACAGUGUUCAGCGUGGUCUUGCGGCUAUCCGAGCAGGAACAAAAGCUGCUGUUCUCCUUAUGUUUUUUCAUCGUCUCCUUUCGCAUUUAUAUGUAAAUUGCACAAGCUUAUUUCGUCCAUUACAUCAAAAGAUCUGAAAAAGCCCAUGCAUUUUACCCACCCAUAGACCCUCCCUUCGAAGAAAUCAGGACAGAAGUGGUCGAAAGUGGACAAAAGAGACAGAUUAAAGUCCUCGUGAACCAGAACUUGUGACCGACUUUACUUCAGUAUUGUGACAUAUUUUAAGAGUCAAUAUAGUAAUGUGCGCUAACAAAGUAAAUAGGGUCAAUUUUGAUUUUAUGAUGAUUUUAAAACACCAGGGGCCUUAUUUAUAAAAUGUUGCGCAGAAACCAUCCUAAAUUUGAUCUUACGAUAAUUUCUCAGAUGUGCGUACGUGUGAUUCAUAGAAUGAAUAAACGUACACACAGAAAAUGAGUGUACGCCUUUCUUUUUGAUGUGAAAUCUAUGAAUCGUAAAUUAUCUUGAACUUGCGCGCAGCUGAAUGGUUUCAGUUCUCCGUGUUUUAAAUGACACUUAAUUAAUGUCAUUUACAUAUAAAAGAUCACCAGUCAUCAUCCAAAUCCUUUAAUUUAGAAUGGCGAGCUGCAAGAAUAGCUUAGAUUUCAAAAAACCUGCAGUAAUCUGACAAGGAAAAGUGCGUACGUCUUCUCAGAACCUGACGUGGUGCUAAGCACUUUUACAUGUCAAAGAUCGUUUUUAUAAAUAUGAGCAUUGGCGUGGAUUUAAGCAUACGCAUACUCUAAGAUCAAAUCUGUGCGUACGCAUGCUUUAUAAAUGAGCCCCCAGAUGUAAACGUGAAUGUCUCCCUCGUCUACUUGUGGUCCAGUCGACCAAAACGCAUCUUACUACCAGGUGUAAACAUGGCCUUAUAGUCAUUUGACCCUUUGAAACCCCCCAAAAAACUAAGACUUUUCCUUUAAGAAAGGCACAUUAAGUCAUAUUACAAAAAAAAAAGUUUUAUUGACAAAUAUAGAGUGCUGCAGGAGUCCUAAAACCAAGUAACAAGUUAGCAUUUUUGCAUUUCAGGUUCCAUCAUCCCCAAAUCAAUGUUUUUUAAUGGGUUUUUGGUUACAUGCCUGAAAUAAGGUCUGUGGUUAACAAGAUAUUUUGACAUUCUAUUGUACAAUCUAAAAUAUAUCAGUAAUACCACAAAUUAAAUGCGGUUGCUAAAUGGGACUACAGAGGUUUCCAGGGACAUUAAAGGCCUCUUCACAUCAAGGAUGAUAACUAGAAUGUUUUAAUAAUCUUUCUAAUUCUGUAACAGUAGGGAAGUACACACCACAAUUACAAUGACACAGAGGAAUGAGACCAAUGGAAUUACUUUUCAGAAUUUUCCAACCAUUGUCUAGCCCUAUUAAUUAAACCCUUACCCUAAUGAUUAAACAUUUUACAUUAUAGCUUUUUUUGCCUUUUACUUAUUUUAUAGAAAUGUCUGCUGUCAGCAACAGACAUCCAAUCUUUCACAAUCAAUUUUUUUACAGCUCUCUCUCAUUAAACGAUCAUGCUUCACUAGUGUGUGGAGUUUACUGCUGUAGACAUGUCUGUUACUCAUAUUGCCAGUACUUAGUUGACGCAUUCUAAAAACUCAUUUUGUGCCAUCUUAAUUUUUACCUGAAUAGUUUGCUUUGUUUUCAGUAUACAAACAUAUUUUAGCACAGAGAAACGGCAGGUGAUGUAGGAUUACAAGAGCUUAACGAAAGCAAAAUCGAAACGUCGACCUCUUAAUAUGAGCAAUAGUCUACAACUGUGAUACUGUGAUGCUACUCAAUGUCGGUGUCCAUGUGAACACUCAAUUUCUGAUUGGCCUGUCCUCCACUGAAGUUGACAAUAGUGACGUCAUUCUGGAAGGGCGGGAAGGUCAGGACUUGAACGGGACAGAUGAAGCCAGUGCACCUAUUGUACAAUUAUUUAGAACCUGUCAUACAGUAUAGUUGAACGAAAACAGUGAUGAGUUUCCCCUCUGGUGGCCAACGAUUUGUAAUUGUUGUGCAGUGGUGACAUGCUGUAAUUUUCUAAACAUCAUAAGAGUCAGUGGAGGUUUGACUGAAGAAGGCCUUGAUAUGCAAUUACGCUGUCAGUGGUCUGUUGAUUUCAAGAUGAUGCUCAGCAUGGGUUGUCACAGGUUUUUACUGAAGUCAGCUUUGAUAUAUUUUAGAUCUCACGUGUGUCAUUGUCAUUUUGUAUCUUUCAUUUCUCUUUGAUCUUAUAAAAUGAUAUUUCUCUUCUAAAAUCUGUCCCAUACCUUUAUUUGUUCUAUCUACCCUGAGACUUUGAGAUGUUAUUUGUUUUUCUGUCUUUGAUUUCGUAUAAAAGUUGAAAAAGCGCAAACUGGUAAGGAUCUAAAACAAAAAGAGUGAUAAGUAAUGUUUCAUGUAGGUCUGAAAAAUGGUUUUUAUAGCAUUCAUGUAUACUAAAACCGCAACUAGAUACUGUGUUACACAAUUCAAAGCAAUUUUUUUAAAAUAGUGCUUCACUAUUGCCUUUGGUGUUCGGUGUCUGUUGAUUUCCUCAUUCUCUCAGAUGUUCUUCUCAGUGUGGUUGACUGUGAACCUGUGAAUACACUGAGGACUGGCCUCUCUUCACUUUAACCUCUGUAUUCUUCAAAUGACUUUCAUGCUUUCAAAAUAAACACAUCCUGAAUGAUCA
Ctenopharyngodon idella (grass carp) is the source of this 5828-nucleotide messenger RNA. RefSeq names its product CaM kinase-like vesicle-associated b (gene camkvb). Gene Ontology annotation, molecular function: calcium/calmodulin-dependent protein kinase activity; ATP binding; calmodulin binding. The coding region runs from base 262 to 1566 and encodes 434 amino acids. NCBI's taxonomy places the organism in Eukaryota, Metazoa, Chordata, Actinopteri, Cypriniformes, Xenocyprididae. The transcript is spliced from 11 exons. Gene Ontology annotation, cellular component: intracellular anatomical structure. The record is from RefSeq and is a predicted model, not a curated record. Gene Ontology annotation, biological process: peptidyl-serine phosphorylation.